AUGUAAUUUGCUCACGAUGAAAACAAGUGUGAUUUUUUUUUGGGGGUACCUUAUCCCAUUUCUUAAUCCGAACAAACCAUAUCACUACAAAGUCAUCUAGGAGAUUUUUGUACCAAAAAAUGGUUGUGUGAAAUUUGGGCCACAUGAGUCACAUGAGAUGCUUUGUGAGGUUGGCCACUUCUACUAAAAGCUCUCACCGUACUCCGCUACUAGCCUACUCCUUUCCCCACGGCACACGGUUGUCGCUGAUUCCUCAUUUCAAGCAAAGAACAUCUCUUUAGUCUCUACUCCCCACUAAUCUUCUUGUACCCAUUUCCUAUAGAACUUCAAGGAAGCAUCAUACGAUGAUGGAGGAGGAAGUAGGAACAGCGUAAGGCAAAACCCGCACCGCAGAGCAUAACCAAAGUUAUAUUCCCCUCUCUCUCCUCACUUCUCUGUCUCCCUCUCUCUUCUCUUCUUGUUAUCUUCCCUGGUGUACCUCCUCCGCCUAUGACGCGCAUCAAUGGCGGCGAUUUCACUCUCUCUAUGGCAUUCCCUCUUAUGUUCUCCGGCCGUAGUGUACCCUCACUCGCAACUCGAUGAACCCAUGUUGCCUCUGCUCUUUUUUACCCUCUCUCUCCUCUCUUUCGCCCUCUUCUUCCUCUCUCUCUACAAGAGACUCAAGAAAGCAGACGAGGAACAAACCCAGACCCCGAACCAGAAGGCCUUGUCUGUCUUCAGACGUUCUCUGCCUGAAAUUGUAGAUACUACCCAUCAAACCCAAGUUUCGAGCCUGACCCACUUGACCCAAUCGCUUCUUCUGGAGAUCUUGCCCUCCGGUUUGUCGAAAUGGACGGCGCUCUCCGAUGGCGAGGGCUGCGAGAACCCGAAUUCGACCGGGUCGAACCCGGAUGGGGAGAAAGGCGAUUCGGGCGGGGAGGAGUGCGGGAAGAGCGGCGAUGAUCAGAGAGGGAAGAAGAAGAAGAAGAGGGCUAAGAAGAAGAGACCCAAUUCGCCGACGACUUUGCGAGUAGAAGACAAUGGUGCUGAAGAAGAGAGGGUUGAUUUGCGGUCGAAGGAGAAACAAGAAUUGGUUUGCUUGUACCCGUUCACCUCUUCGUCGAGUGCGACGCAGAGGAAGAUCAAGCAGCAGUAUGAUCAGCUUAUGAAGUGUCACGAGUCCAAGGGACUUACGCUGGCUCAGGUUGGACAGUUUGCCAAUUGCUUGAUUGAAGCUAGAAGCGAGCUACUGCACAAGUCUGAGGUCAUCCAGCGCAAGUUCACCAUAACAAAGGCUCUUCUAUUCAAGGCAGACAGAUCUUCAUUUGACCGGCUUCGUCAACAGAUAUAUAAGCUAGAAUUAGAACAAAAGAGAUUAGAAGAGGAUGCAUUUGUUUAUAACUGGCUCCAACAGCAGCUUAAGCUCUCACCAGCCUACAAGAAGAUGCUUGAAAUUGGUGCCUGCAUGGAGUUGAAGGCCAAAUCAGGCGAGCUAGUGGAAAGCACAGAUACAGAAUUCGCUAAUAUUUCAUUUGAGGAUUUUUUAGCUCAGGAAAAGAAGGAUUCUUUUUGGCAAAAAAAUGGGAAACUAAGAUCGUGUUCCAGUUCCAACUGAUUGCACUGCCAGAUCCGCUUCUAACCACAGCUGUGGAUUCACCAAGAUGAGGAGUCAUGUAUAUCCAACGCCCAGAAUUGCCGACCUUCUUAUGAAGGUUGUAUAUGGUUCUUGGGUUGUCCACUUUUUUAAAAAAAAAAAAAAAAAAAAAAGAGGAUCAUGGCUGCAAUUGUCUUUUCAAUUUUCAUUAUAGGUUCUAGUAGAUGCUGAUGAAGUCAAAUCUGCACAUUAUGGGUCUAAUACUUUUAGCCAAAGUUUUGCCCUUUCUUCUAACCGGUGGAAAACCUUAGUGCCCGUUGGAAUUUGUGAUGGCUCUCUUGUUGGCAUGCAUUAUGAGCCUAAGUUGAUAUUUUGGUCUUGUGGAUAUAACCCUAUUUAGCCUUUGCAAGAAAGUCAUAUUGUGGAUCUCAAA
This is a messenger RNA of Malania oleifera, 2006 nucleotides long. RefSeq lists its product as uncharacterized. Bases 503 to 1594 code for a protein of 363 amino acids. The transcript has 6 exons. The record is from RefSeq and is a predicted model, not a curated record. Lineage: Eukaryota; Viridiplantae; Streptophyta; Magnoliopsida; Santalales; Ximeniaceae.